Molecule: messenger RNA, 213 nt
Organism: Acanthoscelides obtectus
Lineage: Eukaryota; Metazoa; Arthropoda; Insecta; Coleoptera; Chrysomelidae
Source: the annotation of a GenBank genome assembly
AUGAACCUGCUCGGUUUAUUUUACGUUUUUAUGAUGGAUUUUGAUAGCAAAGCUGGUCCCUCAAAAAAAGUUAGAUAUAGUGAUUCGGACUACGAAGAAACUUUGCUGAAAUGGGCGGCUGAGGUGGAUGAGGAAAAUGAAAACGACAGUGAUAUUGAUUCAGAUACCGAGUUCAUUUGCAGUGAUCAUGAGAGUGUUCGGAACAAGAUAUGA